AUGGCUCCCGUCACUUCUCAUCUCGACAUUCCUGACCUCAAGUUCUCGUCCCUCGAACUCGAUUCUCGCUCCUCCAAAUCCGAUGUAUUGCUAUCCGCGACCCCUCUCAACAAACGCAGUCUUCUUUCCGCCUCGAUUGACAACCCGUUCCUCCCUCUCAAUGACGAUGCAUCUCCAAUAGACACCUUCACCAUCCUCACUGCCCGAGAUGUCAAGGCCAAGACCGACCCGGAUCCUGGAGCAGGAUCAAUCGACCCUACGCACAUCAACAUGAAGGGCAUCCAGGCUGUCUUUGCUCUCAUUGGUGUCGCCUUUGUCCUUGGAGCCAUUUGGUUCUUCUUCUGGGCAAAGAAUGGCGGGUUCAAAUGGCGAAAAGGUGAUUGGGAGGAGUAUAAGUCGACCGUCUUGCGGCGCAAAGGGCCUAACGGAACGACACUGAGCAACGCCACCAAGAGUACGGUGCUCGGUGGUGGCAGUGUCGUGGGAGAAGGCUACUCUGAUAAGGACGGUGCUGCCACCAUGGCUGAUGGCACCAUGACCGAGACGAUGACCGAUCUCUCCUCCGAAGCACCUAUCGUCAAAGAAAAGCGCUCGUCCAAGAAGACCAAGGCGAAGAAAGAGACGGUCAAGGAGAGGAAGAUCCGUGAAGCCAAUGAGGCUCAAUGGGAAGGAGCCCACGACAAUGAUGUUCGUGCUUAUCGACACGAGAGAGCCGCGCGGGUCGGAGGGAUUAACAAGGACUCGGACGCUCUGUUCUACGGCACAGACUACACCGAAACAGAACGUGGUGGCAGCGACAUGACCAGUAACAGUCAUCGACAGAGUUCCGCCUACGCUGGUGGCUAUCGCCAAUCUUCAAGGCAAGCAAGCCCCGACAAGCGUCAGACCCGCCGUGACUUCUCCUACUCUCAAGAAGAAACGUUCAGUGUAGCGUCACCUCCAAUGGCUAGUGCGGCGCCACAAGCUCCCCGUCCAGGGCGAUAUCAUUCUCCAAGCAGGAACUCCGGCCCUCAGCGUCCCAUUCGAACUGUGCCAGGUUCUUUCACAGAGCCGUUGGACUUUGACGUUCAGAGCCAGAACACGAAGACCUACCACCAUCCAUUACCGAGCCUAAAUGGCCAAGGGAAGACUGGUGGCUACAGACGUAACAGACGAGAUAGCCUCGACGACUGA
Messenger RNA from Capronia epimyces CBS 606.96, 1173 nucleotides. RefSeq lists its product as uncharacterized. The record is from RefSeq and is a predicted model, not a curated record. The coding region runs from base 1 to 1173 and encodes 390 amino acids. The transcript has a single exon. Lineage: Eukaryota; Fungi; Ascomycota; Eurotiomycetes; Chaetothyriales; Herpotrichiellaceae.